ACACCUCUCUUGUGAAAUACUGAGGAUGACUUGAAGAAUGUUCUUUCAUAAAGCAUAUCCUCUUGAGCGCUAACACACUGAAUGAAGUGGACCUAAACUUUAGCACCAUAGAAAAGACCUUUCUUAGACGUGUGUUCAGGAGCAACACCAUGAUCAAAGUGAUGAGUUUUUCCUCUGGUGUGAGGACGCGGCAUGUUUUUGGCUGGGUUUCCAUCAUCUGGUUCACUUCAGCAGUCAGCAUUGCUGUCAGUAAUGGUUUGGAGCUAAAGACCAUUUCCCAAGUGGCUGCACAGUGUGGAAAAAAUGUGACACUGACCUGUGAGGCCACAUCAUCAGAAAAAUUGGAUAUUCAAUUAUUUUCCUGGCUGGCUAUAAACAAAACACAAUUCAGCAGAUGUCAAUAUCAACACAAACAACAUGACCCCCAAGUUCUGUGUGAAAGCAUGGCUGAGACUACCCACCAUAGACUCAGUCUGACUCUCCGCAACGUGAUGCCGACCAACCAGGGAAGAUACCUCUGCAAACUAAGAACCACUCAGGGAGUUAAAUCUGACAAAACAGAUGUUACAGUAGAAGACUGCUUUGGGAGUUCUGGUUCCUCCAUCAAUAACUCUCAUGCUGAGUGCUGGUUCAAGGGAGUUUACCCCAUUGGCACCGUCCACUGGUUCCAGGAAGAUGUUGACUUAACGGACUCUGCCAGCACACAGGAAGAGCAGGACCAGCAUGGAUUGUACAAUAUCCUGAGUACAAUAGAUGUACAGGAAGGAAACCCGAGCAAGCCUUAUAACUGCUCACUGUGGAUGCCUUCUGCCACAAAGUAUAUCUCCACUCAAUACCUAGAGAUACCUACGUUUGAGGGACCAGGGUCAUCGGGAAGCAUGGUCAAACUGCAGUGGUUCUGUAUGAUUUUGGAAAUCAUGAUUGUGAAAUUUAUGACAUAAAUGAAACAAACAGGUCAGGUUUUGAUUUCUGGUUUGUUUCCAGAUUGUAUUUGGAAAUGUUGAAAUGUGAAAAAACAAAAACAGAAAUCAGCCAAUGAUCGAGGCAAGAUAUUUUUAUGGUUUAGAUGCGUUAGACUAUGUUUUAUCCAACCUAAUGCAUGCUGUUUGUAUGAGUUGUUGUAGAAAGCUGCUGUUGAGUGGGUAAGUUCGGUUUUUAACAUGUCUGUCUAUUUUCUUGCAUUUGAGAGCCAAUGGGAAAGUGUCUUCUCUGGGAAGACAGGAGUUUGUGUUUUCAUGCUCCUAAAAAACAGAAUGUGUCACUGAUUCGUAACUGGAGAGGAGGAAGUCAGCCGACUAAUUGUUUGGUUUGACUAUAAAUCUGAAAGUGUAUUUUGACGCAAAGGCACUUUAAAUACAAACUUCCCCACUUGACAGCAGCACAGCAUUCAUCAUGUUUUAACAAAGCUUUCUAAGAGAGUGUAUGUUUGAUUGGGUAGUGCAUUCUUUUCUACAGAAUCUCACUGAUUAUUUGUUAUCAUUCAUAAGUAACUUUGAGAGUAUAUACUAAGUCUUGUUUUACUGGUAGUUUUUUGCACACUGUAACCAGGAAAAUUACUUUUUAACCUUCACUUCAUCCCGAUGGCCAGAAGGAGGCAGUCUUCCCAUGCAAGAAGGGUGAGGACAACUGAUUUAAUGUCUCUGCACACCUCUUGCAUAUUGUAAAAUAUUGUUGCUCAGUAUUCUGAAAUUAUUGCAAAUACAUGAACACUGGAGGAAAGGAAAUCUGGCCUCUCUUACUAGUAGAAAAAUUGCAAAGAUCCUUAAUGUAAAUGGCUUGGCAGGUACCUAAAUGGCAAUAAAACAUCUGAAAAACUACAAUACAGGGAUUAGAAUGAAUGGGUUAGGGUCAUAUAAGGCAAAAUGUGAUAUGUAAGCACAUUACAAAUGUGUUUGUAAGAUGUGUUUUUCAUUCACAUUUAGCUCGUGUGUGGACACUAAUCUGAAAUACAGCUACUGAUUAUAUAAAUCUUGUCUACACAAAGUGUAGUGGAUAUUGUGUAUUGAUGAUUUUUUUUAAAUGCUUUGUGUUUAUGUUACAUAAAAUGUAAUGUAAUAAAUUUCAUGUAUGCAUUGAAAAAAA
Molecule: messenger RNA, 2082 nt
Organism: Micropterus salmoides (largemouth bass)
Lineage: Eukaryota; Metazoa; Chordata; Actinopteri; Centrarchiformes; Centrarchidae
Exons: 4
Coding region: 150-941 (263 amino acids)
Biological process (GO): T cell costimulation; negative regulation of T cell proliferation; cell surface receptor signaling pathway
Cellular component (GO): external side of plasma membrane
Source: RefSeq, a predicted model, not a curated record